Messenger RNA from Strigops habroptila (Kakapo), 405 nucleotides. It is a transcript of the gene OST4, whose product is annotated as oligosaccharyltransferase complex subunit 4, non-catalytic. The record is from RefSeq and is a predicted model, not a curated record. The transcript is spliced from 2 exons. Lineage: Eukaryota; Metazoa; Chordata; Aves; Psittaciformes; Psittacidae. Gene Ontology annotation, cellular component: oligosaccharyltransferase complex. Bases 127 to 240 code for a protein of 37 amino acids.
ACCUCGGAGCCCGAGGCGGGUCUGACGUCACCAAGACGUCCCGCCCCUUUCCCCGCGGCCGGAAGUCGCGCGAGGCGCAGGGAGACGUGGCGGCAGCGGCGGCACCGGCAGCGCGUGAGUGCGGGGAUGAUCACGGACGUGCAGCUCGCCAUCUUCGCCAACAUGCUGGGCGUGUCGCUCUUCCUUCUCGUCGUCCUCUACCACUACGUGGCCGUCAACAACCCCAAGAAGCAGGAGUGAGGCCGCCCGGGGAUGCACCGCACCGGCACCGCUCGCCUGCCGCGCUGGGCCCCAGCUGCUCUGCGCCAUGGUAACCACAGCAGAGCAGUGCCAUGCUGAGACAAGAAGCCACGCUCCUUCCAAACAAACUUUAACAGAAACACAGUAAUACAAUACGAAACCGUG